Dromiciops gliroides (monito del monte) is the source of this 1782-nucleotide messenger RNA. RefSeq names its product SH2B adapter protein 1-like. The transcript has 3 exons. Lineage: Eukaryota; Metazoa; Chordata; Mammalia; Microbiotheria; Microbiotheriidae. Gene Ontology annotation, cellular component: plasma membrane. The coding region runs from base 25 to 1782 and encodes 585 amino acids. Gene Ontology annotation, biological process: intracellular signal transduction. Gene Ontology annotation, molecular function: transmembrane receptor protein tyrosine kinase adaptor activity. The record is from RefSeq and is a predicted model, not a curated record.
ACUCUCCAUCUCAUCUGGCUCAUCAUGAAUGGUGCCCCUUCCCCUGAGGAUGGCGCUGCCCCUUCUCCUCACCCUCUCCCAUCACCACCACCUUCCCCAGGUUGGCAGGAGUUCUGUGAAUUUGCGGCUUGGGAAGCGGCCCUGGACUGUGCCCGACGCUUCCACCUCUACUGGGCUUCCCAUCCCCAAUACUCUGGGGAUGAGGCAGCCUUCUCCCUACGUUUUGCUCUGCUCUUCUUGCAGCGCUUUGAGGCAGAGGUGGCCCGGACCUCGGGUUCCCUUUCAUCAUCUGGUCGGAUGCGCCUUAGUCCUGGUGAGGAAACCCCAUCAAGUGGCCCUUCCCUGCAGAGCUGUGGGAACAGUGAGCCUCUGACUGUGUGGGGUCAUUCUCGAUCCUCUGAAGACCUGGCUGGCUCUCUCCCUUCCUCGAUGGCUUCAAAUUCAUCAAAGCCUCAGGUGAAGAAACGCUUCUCCCUGCGCUCAUUUGGCCGCUCAGUCCGAGGGAUCUUCCAGUGGCGGGGAGCGGGUGACCCCCCUUCUGCUGUAGGACAUUUGGACACCUCUGCCUCAGGGCUAUCUGGCCUGGGUGAGGGGGGUAGCACCAGUGAGGGGCCAGCUAGGCGUGGGGCAUCCCCUGGGGAAAGCUUUGAGAUGCAGACACUAAGGACGACAGGAGGAUCCUUAAAGGAUGGGGCAGGGACAGAGCACAGACAGGAGCUGCCCUUGGCACCUAGGGAGAGCCACGUGGACCUGCCUCAGGGGGCCUGUGGGGGCCUCUCAGACUAUCCCUCAGCUUCUGUCUCCCCCAGCUCUGCCUUCACUGCUGCCUCCCAUUAUGACUCAAUGGCAGUGAUACCCUGCAAGGUGCCUCACCGAUUCCCUAUUAAAAAGGGGCCCCCAGUGGGGAAAAGUUACCCCCCACCAGCCCCUGAUGCUCGAGACACCCAAAGUUCCUUGCUGCCUCAGGGAGAGUCAGAUGGAGGUGAUAGGGACAACCUCCUUUCAGCGUACCCUUGGUUCCAUGGGAACCUCCCUAAACUCAAAGCUGCCCUGCUAGUGCUUGAAGGGGGUGCUGACAGCCAAGGUGUCUACCUGGUACAUAAAAGCAACAAGAGGAUAGGGAAGUAUGUCCUCACAUUCAACUUCGAGGGCAGAGUCAAGCACCGUCUUCUUACCCUGAAUGACAAUGGUCAGUGCUGGGUGAUGCAACACUUGUUCCCAACAGUCUGUGACAUGCUGGCAUAUUUCAGUUUCAACCCUAUUCCCGUGGAGUCUGAGCCUUUCAACCAUGUUACCCUCACCAGCUAUAUUGAGGCACCCUGGUGGUCAAGAGGCAGGGAACGGGCAGAGGGAGUGCCCAGGAGGAUGGGGUCCACUCCAGAGCUAUUGAUAACAAGUACUCCUUCCUAUACGGAGGAAUACAACCACAUGUCCAAGUUUCCCUUUGUCUCUGGCCCUUGGCCAGGACCCAGGAUGGACCCUCCCCAGAGAGGUGCAAUUGCUCCCCUUGCCCCUGAUUGUCUUGGGGAUGGGCCUGUUGUUAGAAGAAAGACCAGAGCCCAGCCAGAACAAGGCAGAUUUGCCCUGGAAAAGGUCUCUCUGCUGGACGGUCACAGGGGUGGGAACUUGCGGUUUACCAGUUUUCAGCUGGGCUUCACUACUGGUCAGCAGGGCACCUCCCUGGUGCCUGGUGAGGGUCCCCAAACUGCUGCCCAGACUGCUCACCUGCCCAGGGAGCUGCUGGUUUGCAGGGGGGUGGAGCCUUGCAGGCCACCCAGCUGA